AUGAUCAUCUACAAGGAUAUUUUGUCCGAUGACGAGAUUAUCUCGGACACUCUCAAGAUCAUUGAUACCAAUAAUGGUCUCUGGGAAGUCGACGGCAAGAUGGUGAAGAAGGGCGCGGACAACUUCGUUCUCGAUGGGGCCAACCCAUCUGCCGAAGGCGAAGAUGCCGAUGAGGGUGGCGAUGAGGGAGAUAAUGCCCCUGUCCUUGAUAUUGCCGACCAAUUUCGACUUCAGAAGAUCGAGGGUGGCAUGUCGAAGAAGGCUUACCAGGCUGAACUCAAGAAGUACAUGAAAGCGUUGGUGGAGAAAUUCAAGGAGGACGGAAAGUCGGCGGAAGAAAUCAAGGCUUUCCAAACCGAUGCGGCGGCAGCAGCCAAAAAGAUUCUGGGAAAUUGGGAAAACUACGAUAUCUACCAGGGAGAGUCCAUGAACGAGAAUGGCAUGUACGUGCUAGUCGACUUCCGUGAGGAUGGGUUGACUCCAUAUGCUACAGUCUGGAAGGCCGGCUUGAAAGAGUACAAGGUGUAG
Molecule: messenger RNA, 528 nt
Organism: Exophiala aquamarina CBS 119918
Lineage: Eukaryota; Fungi; Ascomycota; Eurotiomycetes; Chaetothyriales; Herpotrichiellaceae
Exons: 4
Coding region: 1-528 (175 amino acids)
Cellular component (GO): cytoplasm
Molecular function (GO): calcium ion binding
Source: RefSeq, a predicted model, not a curated record